Paramacrobiotus metropolitanus is the source of this 2085-nucleotide messenger RNA. Its product is annotated as cytosol aminopeptidase-like. NCBI's taxonomy places the organism in Eukaryota, Metazoa, Tardigrada, Eutardigrada, Parachela, Macrobiotidae. Gene Ontology annotation, molecular function: manganese ion binding; metalloaminopeptidase activity. The transcript is spliced from 10 exons. The coding region runs from base 186 to 1871 and encodes 561 amino acids. The record is from RefSeq and is a predicted model, not a curated record. Gene Ontology annotation, cellular component: cytoplasm. Gene Ontology annotation, biological process: proteolysis.
UUCAUUUUAAUGAUCUUUACAAAAUUUAGCGAUAAUUCGCAAAAUUAUCGUUUGUUGUACAGUAAUUUUUUAUCUGUGCUUCAGUUAUCGCUCGGCCGUUAAUUUCUUUUGCCAUUGUUUUAGCGCGUAAAAGUCUUAUCACAUUACAAAACCGUGCGGCAUUACAGAUUGCUGUAUGGUGAACCAUGAUAAUUUUGCGAACUGGCCGCUUUGCGAUCAGGCAACAGAAACUGCUAACUGAUUUGGUUUCACCGCGGCAACCAAAGCCUUGGCUACAGCCGCUACACCUAGAGAGCAGCUUUUUCAUUACGAGUAUACGUCUGUUUUCUCGAACUACUGUUAAUUUUGUUUCUUAUAAAACCCAGAAAAUGACUACACAUCGCGGCCUGGUUUUGGGCGUGUAUGAUCCCAUCAAAGAGGAUGUCAGUAAAUGCGGAGAAGCAGACAUCGUCGGGACGCCAGCGUUUCAAGACUUCAACACUAAAUUUAAGGGCGCACUAGGCAAAACCCUCAUCAACACCGGGUAUUUCAACGGAAAAAUGAAGCGCGGGAAAGUCCGGAUUUUCCACGGUGUGGAUGACGCGUACACGACAAUCGUGGUGGUCGGUCUGGGGUCGAAACAAGCGGGUGUCAAUGAGCUGGAACAGUGGGACGAAGGGCGGGAAAACGUGCGUGUGGCUGCUGCAGCCGCCAUCCGGCAGCUCCAGGAAAUUAGUUGUACGGAAGCUGAACUUGACACCUUCGGCGAUGAUGAAGCUGCCGCGGAAGGAAGCUUUCUCCAAAUGUAUUCUUUCGAUGAACUAAAGCAUCCAGACAAAAGAAAGCAGGCCAUAAGCCUGCGACCGCUGGAAAAAAGCCGCAAUGGUGAAUGGGAUUCCGGCGUGUUGCUGGCCGAAGGCCAGAACUAUGUUCGCACUCUGAUGGAGACGCCUUCCAACCUGAAACUGCCUCCUGUGCUGGCCGAACGAAUCGCUAAGGACCUUUCAUCUGUUCCUAACCUCACGGUGACUAUUCGCGACGAACAGUGGGCCGAGCAGAAGGGUAUGGGCGCAUUGCUUUCGGUGUCGCACGGAUCCAGCGUGCCGGCACGGUUGUUGGAGAUUUCCUAUAAAGGAUGCGGCGGGGAUGAUUACCAUGCCAUUGUAGUGGGGAAGGGAAUUACGUUUGACACUGGUGGGAUUUCCUUGAAGCCGGCGGCUAAUAUGGAUUUGAUGCGAGGCGAUAUGGGUGGUGCGGCUUGUACUGCCGGUGCCUUGCUGACGGUUGCCAAGCUGAAGCUUCCCAUUAACUUAUUGGGGCUGCUACCUAUCGCGGAGAACAUGCCCGGCUCAACGGCAACGCGUCCCGGCGAUGUUGUCCGCGCAAUGAAUGGGAAAACGAUUCAAAUUGAUAACACGGAUGCAGAAGGACGUUUGAUAUUAGCAGACGCGCUGUGUUACGCCCAAGAAUUUAAGAGCAAGUUUAUCGUUGAUUUGGCCACCUUGACUGGCGCCAUCCGCAUUGCUCUUGGAGGAGCGGCUGCAGGCGUUUUCACGAAUAAUACCAAAGCCUGGCAGCUGAUGCUGCAGUCUUCGAUUCGCACAGGUGAUCGGGUGUGGCGUAUGCCACUAUUUAAAACGUAUGCUGAUAAGAUGACUGACUGUCACUUGGCGGAUAUUAACAACAUCGGAGGCGCCGGAUUGGGUGGCUCAUGUACGGCUGCGGGAUUUUUGUCGGAGUUUAUAAAGAAAGACACCAAAUGGAUGCACAUGGAUAUCGCUGGAGUCAGCGAAAACAAAGAGGAAGUGCCGUAUUUGCGGAAAGGGUUCACAGGUCGACCGCUGCGGACCUUGGUGCAGUUCGUGCAACAGUUAGAAAAGGAAACUUUGUGAUAUACACGCUGGUAUACGUUUCUGUUGCUGUACAGCUGAUGGCAGCAGAGAGAGGGUGCCACAUAUUUAUUUUGUAUUUGAGUUGGAAAUAGUGUUUAAAUUUUUUUGCUGUUUUCGGUGCGUUUGCCGCACAAGCAUACGAAUGCAUAUGUUUAAUUAUCGUCAGGUUCGUUAUACAGCUGUUAGUAUCCAAGAAGAAGAACAGGACCGCAGA